Hirundo rustica (Barn swallow) is the source of this 1626-nucleotide messenger RNA. It is a transcript of the gene NR5A2, whose product is annotated as nuclear receptor subfamily 5 group A member 2. The transcript has 8 exons. Gene Ontology annotation, cellular component: RNA polymerase II transcription regulator complex. Gene Ontology annotation, molecular function: RNA polymerase II cis-regulatory region sequence-specific DNA binding; zinc ion binding; nuclear receptor activity. Lineage: Eukaryota; Metazoa; Chordata; Aves; Passeriformes; Hirundinidae. Bases 1 to 1626 code for a protein of 541 amino acids. The record is from RefSeq and is a predicted model, not a curated record. Gene Ontology annotation, biological process: tissue development; regulation of transcription by RNA polymerase II; hormone-mediated signaling pathway.
AUGUCUUCUGGUUCCCACGCAGCCAUCAUACAGGAAUCUAUAAAACAUGGACUUACAUCAGCAGGUGCUGGUGCCGCGGACGGACACGGAACCCCCAACCCGGCCCGCAGCCGCCUUGUCAUGCUACCCAAAGUGGAAACGGAGGCCCUGGGACUCGCCCGGUCGAAUGGGGAACAGGGGCAGAUGCCGGAAAACAUGCAAGUGUCUCAGUUUAAAAUGGUGAAUUACUCUUAUGAUGAAGACCUUGAAGAGCUGUGUCCAGUCUGUGGAGACAAAGUGUCUGGGUACCAUUAUGGACUUCUCACCUGUGAAAGCUGCAAGGGAUUCUUUAAGCGAACAGUCCAGAAUAACAAAAGGUACACAUGUAUAGAAAAUCAGAAUUGCCAGAUUGACAAAACACAGCGAAAACGAUGUCCUUACUGUCGAUUUCAAAAAUGUCUAAGUGUUGGAAUGAAAUUGGAAGCUGUGCGAGCUGACCGAAUGCGUGGCGGUCGAAACAAGUUUGGACCAAUGUACAAGAGAGACAGGGCACUGAAGCAGCAGAAGAAAGCUCUCAUUCGAGCAAACGGACUGAAACUGGAAGCCAUGACUCAGGUGAUCCAAGCAAUGCCAACUGACCUGACAAUAUCCUCUGCAAUCCAGAACAUCCAUUCAGCUUCUAAAGGCCUACCUCUGAACCAUACUGCCUUGCCUCCCACAGACUAUGACAGGAGUCCCUUUGUGACCUCUCCCAUCAGCAUGACAAUGCCGCCCCACGGCAGUUUGCAAGGCUACCAAACCUAUGGCCAUUUUCCAAGCCGUGCUAUCAAGUCCGAGUACCCUGACCCUUACACUAGCUCACCAGAGUCCAUAAUGGGCUACUCAUACAUGGAUAGUUAUCAAACAAGCUCACCAGCAAGUAUCCCACAUCUGAUAUUGGAACUCCUGAAAUGUGAGCCUGAUGAGCCGCAAGUCCAAGCUAAAAUCAUGGCAUAUCUGCAGCAAGAGCAAGCCAACAGAAGCAAACACGAGAAGCUCAACACAUUCGGGCUUAUGUGUAAAAUGGCUGACCAAACCCUCUUCUCCAUUGUUGAGUGGGCUAGGAGUAGCAUCUUCUUUAGAGAACUUAAGGUUGACGACCAAAUGAAGUUGCUUCAGAACUGCUGGAGUGAACUCUUAAUUUUAGAUCACAUUUACCGGCAAGUGGUACAUGGGAAAGAAGGCUCCAUCCUCCUGGUUACUGGGCAACAAGUGGAUUAUUCCGUAAUAGUAUCCCAAGCUGGAGCCACCCUCAACAAUCUUAUGAGCCAUGCACAAGAACUGGUAGCAAAGCUUCGUUCGCUGCAGUUUGACCUACGAGAAUUUGUCUGUCUCAAAUUCCUGGUGCUGUUUAGUUUAGAUGUCAAAAAUCUCGAGAACUUCCAGCUUGUGGAAGGUGUUCAGGAACAAGUGAAUGCUGCUCUGCUGGACUACACAAUGUGUAAUUACCCACAGCAAACAGACAAAUUUGGGCAGCUUCUCCUGCGACUACCAGAAAUCCGGGCCAUCAGCAUGCAGGCCGAAGAAUACCUCUAUUACAAACACCUGAACGGGGAUGUGCCGUGUAAUAACCUUCUCAUUGAGAUGCUGCAUGCAAAGAGAGCAUAA